Molecule: messenger RNA, 435 nt
Organism: Gracilinanus agilis (Agile Gracile Mouse Opossum)
Lineage: Eukaryota; Metazoa; Chordata; Mammalia; Didelphimorphia; Didelphidae
Product: protein cornichon homolog 1-like
Exons: 1
Coding region: 1-435 (144 amino acids)
Biological process (GO): vesicle-mediated transport
Source: RefSeq, a predicted model, not a curated record
AUGGCGUUCACGUUCACUGCCUUCUGCUACAUGCUGGCGCUGCUGCUCAUUGCCGCGCUCAUCUUCUUGGCCAUCUGGCACAUUAUAGCAUUUGAUGAGCUGAAGACUGAUUACAAGAAUCCUAUAGACCAAUGCAAUACACUCAAUCCUCUUGUACUUCCAGAAUAUCUCAUCCACUCUUUCUUCUGUGUCCUGUUUCUCUGUGCAGCAGAGUGGCUUACGCAGGGUCUCAAUAUGCCACUCUUGCCAUAUCCUAUUUGGAGGUAUAUGAGUAGACCUGUGAUGAGUGGACCAGGACUUUAUGAUCCUGCAACCAUCAUGAAUGCAGAUAUUCUAGCAUACUGUAAGAAAGAAGGAUGGUACAAAUUAGCUUUAUACUUACUAUCAUUUUUUUCCUACCUAUAUGGCAUGAUUUAUGUUUUGGUGAGCUCUUAA